AUGGCCAGACUUCUCAGGAAGAUCCCUUUCCUCAAACCCUCCUCCCGGAGCGGCCCAUACCCAGCCUCCACCCGCACACCUCCCAAGCCGACGUGGCGACACCUCUUCGCCUUCGCCACCCCGCGCCAGCACCUACCCACGCUCCUCCCCGCCCUCGCCACCUGUUUAUUCGUCAGCGGUCUCAAGUCCUUCCUGCCCGUCGCCUACGGCCACUUCUUCAACGCCUUUGCGGCCUGGGGGUCCGGACAGAUCACCGUCGAUGAGGCGUUCGUGCGGGUCGUUACUUGGUGCCUCAUCCUCGUGGCCAUGGGAGCCGCCACGUGGUUGUCUAAUGGACUCUUCAUGGCGGCGUGGAUCGCGUUUGGCGAGAGCCAGGCAAAGACGGCGAGGCGGGAGGUGUUUGACGCGCUCUUGAAGAGGGAGAUGGCGUGCCAAACCCGCGAACUCCAGCUCGCAAGCUCCCAAGUCUUUGGCUUCGUCGCCUCCAAGCUCGCCGCCGCGUCCGUCAACGCCGUGGACACCGUCAAGGUCUUUGGCGGGUUCGACGUCGAGGCCCACAAGUACGCCUCCGCCGUCCGCCGCGCCGCCGUCUCCUACCUCGUUCAGGCGCGGUGCAACGCUCUCCAGGUCGGCUACGCCCAGAUAUGGGUGGUGGCGCUCUUCGUGGCGGGCUUCUGGUACGGCAUCGCCCUGGUGGAAGGCGGCGCGGCCCCGGGCGUCGUGCUCACCACGUUUUACGCGACGCUUGCCGCGCUCCAGGGGUUCGAGGCCCUGAUACCCCAGUGGCUCGUUCUAUCCAAGGGCAUGGCGGCAGGGCUGGAGCUCAGGCAACUUACAGACGUAUUAUCUUCGUCCUCCUUUGUCUUCCCCGCCGGCCAAGUCACAUUCCUCGUCGGCCGGAGCGGCUCCGGCAAGAGCACCAUCGGCAACCUGAUGCUGCAGUUCUACCAACCCACGACUGGGCGUAUCCACAUCGAUGGGCGGCCACUCAGCUCCCUCAGCCGCGUAUGGCUCCGCCGGAACGUCACGCUCGUGCAGCAAUCAAGCGUCUUGUUUCGCGAUACCCUCUUCCGCAACGUGGCACUGGGCCACCCACAACCGGACAGCACAAGGCACGACGACAUCGUGGCGGCUUGCGAGGCGGCGCUGCUCCAGUCCACCAUCAGCUCGCUACCCCUCGGUGGGGACACGGUGGUCGGGCCCGGAGGGUACGAUCUCUCUGGAGGGCAAAAGCAGAGGGUAGCCCUAGCGCGUGCCAGACUACGGAACACGCCCAUCCUGAUCCUCGACGAGGUCACCAGCGGCCUUGAUCAGCUGAGCCGGACGCUCAUCAUGGAGGCAUUACGGGAGUGGAGAAAGGACAAGACGACGAUUGUCAUCACGCACGACGUGUCGCAAAUCGGAGACCGCGACUACGCCUAUGUCAUGGACAACGGACAAAUUGUGCAGCAGGGUUUCAAAGGCGACCUUCUCGAGGAAGCCGGAUCCCUCUUCACCUCCUUGCUGGAACCUGCGCUCGAAAAAGCCACCAGCACGGACUCGAAAUUGGACGCGAAUGAAAAAGAACCAGCACCAGUAUCAACACCUAGAACGAAUUCUCUGGAGUUGGAGAAAGAGGUAGCGGGACGACCAGCUAGGAGCAGAUUGUCCCUUCGACUCUUGGAAACGAUGGAACGCGAAAUUAGCAUCUCGCGGCAAUCGAGCCUUGCGCGCCGGCCGGCGCCGAGAAGCGGAAGUCGUGGAUUCAUGCAGCUGCACCGAAACGACGCUUACGUCUGCCGAUUCAGAAGCCACCGCCCUACGGCCACUGACUCGUUCCAACGAGCUGGUGCCAAUUUCUCCGGUCCGCGAAGACGGAUUGGAGAAGCGGUUGGACGUAAAGACUCGCGACAGCGAGGGGACUUUACCCAGUUCAACUUUACUAGCGAGUCGGAGCAGUCCAACUCGCGUGAUUCAACCUUUGAGUUACUGGAGGCCAUGGGUCGAUCCACGCAAGACUCGCGCCAGACACGCCCCGAGCUGAGAAUAACGCCGCCCCAGGGGAAGGGUGAUGAUAAAACAGGUUGGAAAUGGAGAAAGGGAAUGAGCGCUGGCUCCGAUAUGGAAGCCGACAAGAAAAUAACGGGGGUAGGACCCGAGAGCAGCCCUGACGCUGAGAAGUUUGAUAGCAACACAUCCAUCACUAGCAUCCUUCGCACCGUGUGGCCCCAACUCGGAACACCCCAACGGAUCAUGCUCAUCCUCGGCCUCGCAAGCUGCGUCGUAGCGGCGGCGGCAAAUCCUGCCUUCUCGUACUCGUUCUCGAGACUCUUGGCGGCUUUCUGGGAGCCGACGGGCCGCCUAGCGGCAGGCCAACCAGGGCUCAAGCGCAUCCUGCACCAGCCCAAGACGUGGUUCGACACCUCGGGCCAGGACGCGGGCAAGGUUAUCGAAUGUCUAGACCGCAACGCCGAGGAGAUGCGCAAUAUCGUGGGGAGAUUCCUGCCGAGCAUCGUCAUAGUCAGCGGCAUGGUGGGGGCCUCGAUAACGUGGGCGCUGGUGGUGUCGUGGCAGCUCACCCUCGUGGCAUUGUCGUCCAUUCCCGCCUACGGGCUGGUGAUAGGGCUCCUGUCGCACGUGAGCGGGAAAUGGGAGAGCAGGUGCAACAGCGCAGCGGAGGAGACGAGCGCGGUGGCGCGGGAAGCGUUCGUCAACGUGAGGGUGGUACGGGCCAUGACGCUCGAGAGGCACUUUUCCGCCACGCACGAGAAGGAGGCGGCCAAGAUCUUUUCUCUCGGGGUCAAGAGGGGCGCGUACACGGGGAUAUGCUACGGCUUGCAGCAGUCUCUCAACCUAUACGUCACGGCGCUGGUGUUCUGGUACGGCAUGUGGUUGCUGACGAACACGAACUCGGUCACGGUGGCUGGAGUGAUGCAGGUGGUCAACUUGCUGCUACUCUCGAUCGGCACGGCGGUGGGCAUUCUCUCGUCGAUACCGCAAAUCUCGGGGGCGAGGGCGGCGGCGGUGCAGAUGCUCAACUACGCGAGUCUCCCGGAAACUUCGCCGCGCGAGAACGACGGUACGAGGAUGGCGCUGUCGCCGUUUCCGAUCUGCUUCCGGAACGUUUCGUUUGCGUACCCUUCGCGGCCGGGCCAACAAGUGCUCAGAAACUUGUCAUUGCAGCUUGAGUGCGGGACCAGAGUUGCCAUUGUGGGACCCUCGGGCUGUGGCAAAAGCACGCUCGUGGCCCUUCUUCUCGGUCUUUACGAGCCGUCAAUGCCCCAUCUCUCUGAGACCGAAGGGGAAAGGGGGCAAAUAAAUCAAGAAAAGGAGCAAGAGAACUUCAAUGCGGGGUCGCUCUCCUUUGGAGGAGUUCCUUCCUCGCAGGUCAAUAUUGCCCAUCUACGAUCUUCCAUAGCAUAUGUCCCGCAGACGGCAUUCCUCUUUCCAGCAACCAUUGCAGAGAACAUUGCCUAUGGCAUCCCGGAGAAGCACCCAUUGCGUUCCUUGGACAAUAUCGCGCAAGCGGCACAACAGGCGGGGGUCCGCGAGUUCAUCGAGAGCCUCCCAGAAGGCUACUGGACGCUUGUCGGAGACGGGGGUCAAACGCUGUCGGGCGGCCAGGCGCAGAGAGUAUGCCUAGCGAGGGCACUGGUGCGGAAUCCCCGGCUCCUCGUCAUGGACGAGCCAACGAGCGCAUUGGACGGAGAGAGCGCGGAGGCUGUCCGGAGGACCGUCACAGAGCUGGAAGGGGUGAGGGAGGGCCGGAUGGGGGUGGUCGUGGGGCCGGUCAGGGUGAGGACCGGGACGGAGGACGUCCUCAUCUCAAACUCGGGAUCACUUGAAAGGAACGGCGACCAUCGUAGGCUCGACGCAGACAAGGAUGGAUUCGGUGAUGGCGCUUUCGAGACCACAUUCCUCAUCACCAAUGUCCUUGGGAUGGAGCGGCGGACCCAACCGAGGAGAUCCAUCAAGAAGAGACCUUAA
This is a messenger RNA of Parascedosporium putredinis, 3966 nucleotides long. The record is from the annotation of a GenBank genome assembly. Lineage: Eukaryota; Fungi; Ascomycota; Sordariomycetes; Microascales; Microascaceae.